ACUCUAAGGCAGAAUUUAUUAUCUUGGUGGAUAAGUGGAGAUGUUCCUCACCGGAGCUGUUACCGGACCGUGCCCCGGCACUGUGCCGGGCUGGACCCUCUAGUGCUGCCGGUGCCAGCGGGACCCCCCGAGGGAGGGCUGUGCCCAGGCACAGGGGCUGCUCGGCCCCUGGCAUCGCUUCCCGGAAGGCGGCACGUGUUUUGGGGCUAUUUCUGCCUGCUGGAGUGUUGCAGGCAAGGGAAGGAGGCGAAACCACAGGGACCGCGGAGAAGCGCAGAUGGACGUGGGCUGGCGGGCUGCCCUGCCUUGGCUUCCCUAGACCCCCCCGGGAUGGCGACGCGGCGGGGCUGAGCGGGCCGGGCCGGGCCGGGCCGGGGCCGGGGCCGGGCCGGGGCCGGGAUGGACGGCCCGAGCGGGGGCCGCCCGCCCGCCGCCGCCGCCGCCCCGUCGCGGGCGAAGCUGCCGCUCGGCAUCGUCUUCUCGACGGCUCUGUUCUGCGGGGAGGGGGCGGCGGCCGCCGUCCUCUGCCUCUCCUACGGCCACUCCGACGACCGCUUCUGGCUGGCGCUCACCGUCUUCUUCGUGCUCUGCCCCUCCGUCCUGGUGCAGCUCACCCUCAUCUUCGUGCACCGCGACCUCAGCCGCGACCGCCCCCUCGUCCUCCUCAUGCACCUGCUCCAGCUCGGGCCCAUCAUCAGGUGCAUGGAGGCUCUGGUGGUGUACUGCUGGUCGGGGAAGGAGGAGGAGCCCUAUGUCACCAUCACCCGCAAGCGGCGGCUGCGGAAAGGUUAUGAGGUGGAGAUGGAGCAGGAGGUGGGCCACUCGGUGCGCCGGCUGGCCACGCACCGCAACGCCUUCAAGCGCAUGGCGGUCAUCCAGGCCUUCCUGGGCUCCACGCCGCAGCUCACCCUCCAGCUCUACAUCAGCGUCCUAGAGAAGUACGUCCCCGCCGCCCGAGCCGUCCUCAUGGGCAUCUGCCUGGUGUCGGUCACCUACGGAGCGCUCGUCUGCAACAUCCUGGCCAUCCAGGUCAAGUACGAUGACUACAAGGUCCAGCUGCGGCCGCUGGCCUUCCUCUGCAUUGUGCUAUGGCGAAGCCUGGAGAUCUCCACCCGCGUGGUCGUCCUCGUGCUCUUCAGCACCGUCUUCAAGCACUGGAUCAUCCCCAUCGCCCUGGCCAACCUGCUGGUGGUCUUCUUCUUGCCCUGGGUGCAGUUCUGGCGGAGCGGCACCCGCCUGCCCGACAACAUCGAGAAGAACUUCAGCCGGGUGGGCACGGUGGUGGUGCUCUGCGCCUUCACCCUCCUCUACGCCAGCAUCAACGUGUUCUGCUGGUCGGCCGUGCAGCUCAAGCUGGCCGACCGGGACCUCAUCGACAAGUCGCAGAACUGGGGCCUCCUGGCCGUGUACUACGUGGCCCGGCUGGCCGAGAACACGGCCCUCGUCAUCCUCUGGUACUUCUUCAAGACGGACGUCUACGAGAACAUCUGCACCCCGCUGCUGGUGGUGCAGCUGCUCCUCGGCUACUGCCUGGGCAUCUACUUCAUGCUCCUCUUCUUCCAGUACCUGCACCCCUGCCGCCAGCUCUUCCGACACAACGUCGCCGACUUCUUGCACUGCGUCUGCUGCCGCCGGCGCCCGCCGGGGACCCCUCUGCACCUCCAGGCGCCCCACGAGCCCGGCGUUCGGCACAGCAUCGUCUGAGGCAUGGCCAGCACCGGCUCCUCCAGCCGGACACGGACACAGACACGGACACGGGGGUGGGCAGCGCCGGGCUGCACCGGCAGCCGGAGGGGGCUGGCGGCACGAGCCGUGCCGGGGGCAGGCGCUGCCUGGCCUUGCAGUGGCAGCGGGUCCCGGUGCGUCCCCGCAGCGGCAGGGGGACAGGAGCGUGCCCGCCUGCCUGGGACUGUGCAAGCGGACACGAAGGACUUCUGGGGUGCCCAAAUCGCCUGCCGCUGCCAGCCGGCUGCUGCGCGGUGCACAACCCCUGGGGUGCCCUGACACCCCCCCGCCUGCCCGCUACGGUACAUAUGCUGACCUCGGGGCCGCGGGUGCCGGCGGGACUGUUUUAAGCAGUAAAAAAAACUUUGCCGUG
Molecule: messenger RNA, 2098 nt
Organism: Harpia harpyja (harpy eagle)
Lineage: Eukaryota; Metazoa; Chordata; Aves; Accipitriformes; Accipitridae
Gene: XKRX
Product: XK related X-linked
Exons: 4
Coding region: 400-1704 (434 amino acids)
Cellular component (GO): membrane
Source: RefSeq, a predicted model, not a curated record